AUGAGUGAGAUCGUUGCGCCAGUUUUUGCGCAGUUUUCAUUUCUUAACAGGAUGAAACGUGGCGUGGAGCCGAGUGAGCAGCAGGACGGGGGCGGUACGAGUGAUGCCGUGAAGAAGAAAAGCCUGAAAAAGUCUCAAAAACAGAGGAGGGACGUACACCCCGAGGAAGAAGGAGCGUUGUACUGGGAGUGUCUGCCUCAGGAGAUCCUACUGCACAUCUUUCAGUAUUUACCUCUGCUGGACCGGGCCUAUGCCUCUCAGGUGUGCCGCAGGUGGAACCAAGCCUUCCACAUGCCGGAGCUGUGGCGCUGCUUCGAGUUUGAGUUGAACCAGCCGGCGAGUUCGUACCUGAAGGCCACACACCCAGACCUCAUCAAGCAGAUCAUCAAACGCCACUCCAACCACCUGCAAUACGUCAGCUUCAAGGUGGACAGCAGCCGGGAGUCAGCAGAGGCGGCCUGCGAUAUUCUCUCCCAACUCGUGAACUGUUCUCUGAAAACUCUGGGACUCAUCUCCACAGCUCGACCCAGCUUCAUGGAGCUGCCCAAGUCUCACUUUAUCUCUGCGCUGACCGUGGUUUUCGUAAAUUCCAAGUCGCUCUCCUCCCUUAAGAUCGAUGACACUCCGGUGGACGACCCCUCGCUCAAAGUCCUGGUGGCGAACAACAGUGACACGCUCAAGCUGCUGAAGAUGAGCAGCUGUCCACACGUGUCUCCUGCAGGCAUCCUGUGUGUGGCCGACCAGUGCCACGGGCUCCGAGAGCUGGCUCUGAACUACCACCUGCUGAGUGACGAGCUGCUCAUCGCUCUGUCCUCCGAAAAACACGUCCAUCUGGAACACCUGCGCAUCGACGUCGUGAGCGAGAACCCCGGGCAACAGUUUCACACCAUUAAGAAGAGCAGCUGGGACGCCAUGGUUCGCCACUCCCCCAAGUUCAACUUGGUCAUGUACUUUUUCCUCUACGAGGACGAAUUUGGGCCCUUCUUCCGUGACGAGAUCCCGGUCACGCACCUGUACUUCGGCCGCUCUGUGAGUAAGGACGUCCUGGGCAGGGUGGGACUGACCUGCCCACGCCUGGUGGAGCUGGUGGUGUGCGCGAACGGCCUGAGACCCCUGGACGAAGAGCUGAUCCGCAUCGCCCAGCGCUGCACCCAGCUGUCGGCCAUCGGGCUGGGCGAGUGCGAGGUGUCGUGCAGCGCCUUUGUGGAGUUUGUGAAGAUGUGUGGGGACAGACUGACGCAGCUGUCUAUCAUGGAGGAGGUGCUGGUGCCCGAUCACCGCUACGGGCUCGAUGACAUUCAUUGGGAGGUGUCCAAGCAUCUGGGCCGCGUGUGGUUCCCAGACAUGAUGCCCACGUGGUAG
This is a messenger RNA of Knipowitschia caucasica, 1362 nucleotides long. NCBI's taxonomy places the organism in Eukaryota, Metazoa, Chordata, Actinopteri, Gobiiformes, Gobiidae. The record is from the annotation of a GenBank genome assembly.